Molecule: messenger RNA, 2067 nt
Organism: Sycon ciliatum
Lineage: Eukaryota; Metazoa; Porifera; Calcarea; Leucosolenida; Sycettidae
Product: calcium/calmodulin-dependent protein kinase type II alpha chain-like
Exons: 5
Coding region: 134-1561 (475 amino acids)
Biological process (GO): protein phosphorylation
Molecular function (GO): calmodulin binding; ATP binding; calcium/calmodulin-dependent protein kinase activity
Source: RefSeq, a predicted model, not a curated record
UAAUGUUGCCAUCACAAUAUUUUUUUCUCCCUCUGCGCUGCGGUACCAUUGCACUUUGUAGUUGACUAGUUGUGGAAGCUUGGGAUAGCCGUAGCUUCGUCUUGGUGCCUGCGAAGCUUAGUCCUGGUCAAUCAUGGCAUCGCCAGUGCGCCGUAAGAGCGCCGUAGUCAAAUUCAAUGAGAUAUACGACCUUUUGGACGACCUGGGAAAGGGUGCGUUCGCGGUGGUCAAACGUUGUAAGCACAAGGAAAACAAACGUGAGUUUGCUGUGAAAAUUUUCAACACGGUCAACAUGAAGGAGAGAGAAUUAUCCAAGCUGGACCGCGAGGAAAAGAUUUGCUUGCGUCUUGCUCACCCCAACAUAGUGCGCUUGAACGAAACGUUUACCGGACCGGCAACCCGCUACAUGGUGUUCGACUUAGUGACCGGUGGCGAGUUGUUUGAGGAUAUCGUAGCUCGCGAGUACUACAGCGAGCGUGAUGCCAGUCACUGUAUCCAGCAGGUUCUGGACGCUUUAUCCUACUGUCAUGAACGUGGGAUAAUGCACAGGGAUCUGAAGCCGGAGAAUCUGCUGCUUGCUUCAAAACAGCGCGGGGCCGAUGUGAAGCUGGCCGACUUCGGACUAGCAGUUGAGAUAAAUCCCAGCGGUGAUGAUCAUUGGUACGGAUUUGCUGGCACCCCGGGCUAUCUGGCACCGGAGGUCCUCAAUCACAAGCCGUAUGGUAAGGGCGUGGAUGUGUGGGCAGUGGGAGUUAUCCUCUACAUCUUACUUGUAGGCUACCCGCCAUUCUGGGAGGACAGCCGUACCAAGCUGUACGAGACGAUCAAGAAAGGCAAGUACGACUACCCGAGCCCGGAGUGGGAUACUGUCACCAAGGAGGCGAAACAUCUCAUCGACAAGAUGCUGUCGCUGAAUGGGGCGCGUCGUAUCUCUGUCAAGCAGGCUCUACAGCAUCCGUGGGUUGCUCAGCGCGACCGCAUCGCCUCUGGUGUACACCGACAGCAGACCACGGAGAGUCUGAAGGGAUUCAACGCACGGCGAAAGCUUGUCGGUGCAAUCCUCACUACGAUGGUGACAAAACGUAUCUCAACUCUAACUAUAGACAAGAGGUCGACAACGGACGCUGGUGCUGCUGCUGCUGUCGCUGCUGCACCAAAGGACGUUGUCGACGAGGUGAUCGGAGCAACCCGUCAGCUGCUCGGUGCCGUCGAUAGAGGCUCUUGGAGCGACUUCUGUGCUACUUGCGAUCCAGACAUGAUCAGUAUUCUACCAGGUCAAGGCCAGCAAACUGUCAAGGGCCUGCAGUUUCACAAAUUCUACUUUGACAACUACAACAAGGCCGCGGUUGCACGCACAACCCUCAACUCACCGUCAGUGAAGGUUGUUAGUGACGGCGUGGCCCUCAUCAGCUACUCAUGCGUACUUCAGGAGGCAAAGCCCGGUGCCCUGCAAACCAGCAGCUCCUACAUGGAGAGCCGCGUCUGGAAGAAGGUUAGCGGCAGGUGGAAAUGUCAGCAAGUACAUCGCUCGGCCGUGCUCAAGGACUCGACUGCUGUGUAAUUGCUGCACCUGCGAGCAGCUCGGAAAGUACUGAUGCCCUCGACUUCCCAACAUCACUUUCAAUUAUAAUGGUAUGGCUGAAUGAUUGGCUGACGAAAUCCCCAUGGCAAGUCCUACUGGUUAGUUCACAUUACUAAGAUGAUGUAGCCAUGACGGACCGGUGAUUUUCUCGUUCUAUUCAUACUAGCUCUCUCUCCCUCUCUCUGUCUUUUGUUCACCGUUUUGAUUGUUACCAUUUUUUUGGUUUGUUGUGUUCUGAAACGAUGCAUCAUGACCAGGCCUGACUAAAUAAUCAUAAUAUUUCUAGACCAGCUAUGAAGUCGUGUACAACUAACCUAGAGACAAGAAGCGAAGAGACAGAACAUGUCCAUUUUGCCGUCACAUUCAGACUUCCGGCAGCAUAAUACUUCUCCCACUGCGAGGUAUUGUUCUGUUUUAACAUGACAUUGUAUGGUUUGUUCUUCACUGUUUGUGCAAUCUGUGGGACUCGCAGUAUGCCAAGAUUA